This is a messenger RNA of Selaginella moellendorffii, 2113 nucleotides long. RefSeq names its product heparanase-like protein 3. The coding region runs from base 275 to 1861 and encodes 528 amino acids. The record is from RefSeq and is a predicted model, not a curated record. The transcript has 9 exons. Gene Ontology annotation, molecular function: beta-glucuronidase activity. Lineage: Eukaryota; Viridiplantae; Streptophyta; Lycopodiopsida; Selaginellales; Selaginellaceae. Gene Ontology annotation, cellular component: membrane; plant-type cell wall.
AAGAAAACGUAAGGUUUUGAGCAAGGGGAAAAUAAAAAAGAAAGUAGACAAGGGGUUUUGGUGACGGCUGUUCCGAGUCACUCACUUGUUUGCCUGCAUUUGCUUGUCACAUGAAAAUCCGCCAUAUAGUAUCCAUUUUUCCAAGGAGCCACUCGAAAGGGGCCAAUAUCGAUGUUUUCUCUCUUCUUCGAGCGAUGAAUUCAACCUCCUCUGUCCCUCUUCGUCCUCUCCAGUUGCAUCACCUAUAGUGCUGCAGAAAUCAAAAGUAUCAGUCAUGCAACACCCGGCUCUUGCAGCUCUUUUCAUUCUCGCAAAUGUCGCUUACCAGGGAGUGCAUUCGCUCGAGAUGCAACGAGUUGUUCUCCAGAUCAACACCACCUCUCCAGUGGCUCGAAUCAGUGAGAACUUCAUCUGUGCGACGCUCGACUGGUGGCCACCCGAGAAGUGCGACUAUGGAUACUGCAGCUGGGGGCGAGCCUCGCUUCUCAAUCUGGAUCUCUGGAAUCCAAGGCUGGUUAACGCUGUCAAAGGAUUGUCUCCGUUACUGCUGAGACUGGGAGGAUCACUCCAAGACCAGAUUAUUUACGAGGUUGGUGUCAGGCCGGGGCCAUGCUUACCGCUUCAAAAGCAGCCUUCAGCCAUGUUUGGAUUCACAGGCGGAUGUCUCAACAUGUCCCGAUGGACGGAGCUAAAUUCCUUUUUCGAAAAGACAGGGGCUCUGGUGGCUUUCGGUCUGAAUGCCCUCUACGGAAGGACCAAGUUCGAAGACAACGGUUUCAAAGGAUCAUGGAAGUCCUCCAAUGCCAGGGACUUGAUGAAAUUCUCUCUGGACCAUGGCUUUCCAAUCGUAGCUUGGGAACUCGGAAACGAGCUAAGUGGAAGCGGGGUCGGAACCAGCAUUAGUGCCAAGCAGUACGCGGCCGACAUCAAAGAGCUUCGUUCAGUCGUCGAUCAAGUGUAUGCGAGAUCCACCAUCAAGCCUCAAGUGGUAGCACCGGAUGGUUUCUGGGAUUACGGCUGGUUCCAUGACUUUCUCCAAAGCACAGGGCCCAACGUCGUCAACGCCUGCUCCCAUCACAUCUACAACCUCGGACCUGGAGUUGACACACACCUCAUCGAGAAGAUAGUCAGCCCGAGUUACCUUAGUCAAGAAGCAGGGACCUUUGAGGGAGUGGAGAAGCUGAUGAAAGCGUAUGGAACCGAGGCCUGGGUUGGAGAAGCCGGAGGAGCAUACAACAGUGGUCACCACAACGUUACCGACAGAUAUGUCUUCAGCUUCUGGUACCUCGACGAGCUGGGGAUGUCUGCAUACUACAAUACCGCAGUGUACUGCAGGCAGUCCCUGAUAGGAGGCAACUACGGCCUUGUUGAUCGCACAUCAUACGAUUUGAAUCCCGACUACUUCUCGGCACUGCUUUGGAAGAAGCUAAUGGGCCGGAACGUUUUCUCUGCAACUGCAGAAAACACACCGUACCUACGAACGUACGCACACUGCCUAAAAAGCAACCAGGGAGGAUUGACAGUGUUGAUAAUAAAUCUCAGCAACUCAACGCAGUACUCGGUCGACUUAAGCCUCACUCACAGUGAGAAGGACUGCUCCUGUAAUAAACCAAGAACGAAGAAGUUAGCCGGAGCUGGAGUAAACGCUGAGAGGAUGGAAUACCACUUGACAGCUCCAAACGGAGACUUGCAAAGCCCAGUAAUGCUGCUGAACGGGAAGCCACUCGUAGCAGGAGCCGAUGGCAGCAUACCGGAGUUAACUCCGGUGACAAGAACAAGUUCCUCGCCGGUUCUGGUCGAUCCAUACUCGAUUGUCUUCGCGGUAAUCCCAGAAGCAGGUGUCCAAUCGUGCACACAAUAGUCACCGUCGGGGCCUGCAACAGAGAGAUCACAUCAAUAGAUACCGUCCAAACAUGAAAACAACACAGCCAAAGACAAACGAGAAAAAAAAAAAAGAAAAAACAAGAGUGAAAGAGAAACAAAAACUUCCAUUGAAAAGAGAGAAAAAUGCGAGACAACUAAGAAAAAGUUUUCUGUGAUCCUAAGGAUGAUGGAAAAUGCAAGAGUCUUCAGCAGCAGCAGUAGCAGCUCUCUACCAACGUUGCUUAUAGUA